Messenger RNA from Mizuhopecten yessoensis (Yesso scallop), 5298 nucleotides. Its product is annotated as SAFB-like transcription modulator. The transcript has 17 exons. Gene Ontology annotation, cellular component: nucleus. Bases 52 to 2796 code for a protein of 914 amino acids. Gene Ontology annotation, molecular function: sequence-specific DNA binding; RNA binding. Lineage: Eukaryota; Metazoa; Mollusca; Bivalvia; Pectinida; Pectinidae. Gene Ontology annotation, biological process: regulation of mRNA processing; regulation of transcription by RNA polymerase II. The record is from RefSeq and is a predicted model, not a curated record.
UAAUUUUAGAAAAUACCCAGCGGAAGUCUCCAUCGAGCACUCGAGGCAAAAAUGGCUGACGACUUGCAGAUGGAUGAUUUGGAAGUGGUGGAUACAACUUCUCCAGAAGCUCCAGAUGAUGAGCAAGAGAAUGCAGCCGACGAGGAAUCAUUACUGGACCUAAUGUAUGGGGACAUGGAGGUGGUGGACCAGGUCACUGCUGAUCAGAUACAGGAGGAAGAUGUUCAGGAAAAUGAUUAUUUUCAAGAAGAUGAACUUGGUGAAGAGUUUAUUGAAAUUAAUGAGGAUAUGGUGGAACUUGACAAUAUUCAUUCCAAACAAGAACCUGAUUUAGAAGCACAUGUUGACACAGCUCCGUGUAAUGUUGAUGGUGGUGAUGGUGAGGAUGAAGAAGCAGAAGACAAAGCAGCAGACAAUCCUGGAAAUGAGGCAUCAACUCCCACUGAAGUAACUGCUAUUGAGGCACAAGCAGCUGAAAAACCUGUGCAAGAGACAGAGAUUCAGCAGGUUGAUAAGACUGAAAGCAUCGCUGAUGUAAAUACAGCUGAUACGUCAGAAGAUAUUGCAGAAGAAAGUGAUGUUCUGCAGGUAGAAGACCCUCAGAAUGAUUUGGACGCUGAUCUUCUGACCUCCCAGAAGGAGCAGGAGUCGCUGAGUAUGUCGGCAGAUCGGGAGGGAGAGAAGUGCUUGGAUAGCAGUGAGACGGGGGCCAUUGAUGGAGAUAAGAAACUGACAUUGGAACAAGAAAAUGAUGCUGUGAAAAGUGCUACAUCCGAGGAGAACAAUACUGUCACAUCCUCAAACAAAACCACCUCUUGUAACGAUAAAGAAGCAAAGAAAGAAGAUACCAACAAACCUCAGUCUGAAUCCAAGAGGUCGGUUCGCUCAAAGCAGUCAGAAAGCCAGACCAGCGGAAAAGUUGAGAGCACCAGUCGCAAUCUAUGGGUGAGUGGACUACCAUCCACUACAAAGGCGGCUGACCUAAAGACAUUAUUCAGUAAACAUGGAAAGGUGAUGGUAACCAAAGUUCUGGCUAGUUCUAAAGUCUGUGGUGCCAAGUGUUAUGGUUUUGUGACCAUGUCAACAUCAAAGGAAGCCACCGACAGUGUGCAGCACCUGAACGGAACAAAGAUGCAAGGCAAACAUGUUAUACAAGUGACCAAGAAAGAACCAAAAAAGAACACUGCAAAAAAGCCUGAUGAGAAAACUGCAGAUAAAAAGUCUGAAAGUGGAGAUAAGAAAGACCAGGAUAGAAACAAGAGAAAGAUAACAGAACGGAGAUCUUACCGACCCCGAUCAACCCAGGACAGCAGCAGUCGUAGAGAUUCAGGUGACAGGAACAGGUCUCGUGGUAACACAAACAGAGACUCCAGAUCCAGUAAUCAUCGUGUGUCAUCCAGUAGUAGGUCACACGCAUAUCAUCAUAGCAGUGUACGUUCCAGCCACCAGAGUCGUUCCUCCUUCUCCGCAAGGUCAAGGACAUCCUCCCACAGAUCCUCUGGUUCUCACACUGCUUCUAAGGACAACAGGCAGUCCAGCUCACAUGACAAGACACACAAGUCACCAGCAAAGAAGGAAAGUGACAAGAAAGCUUCUAGUACUAAGCCUGAGAAGAAAGAGAAGCCUGAGGCAUCCAGUACCGCUGAGAAGCCAGAGGGAGCUGAACCUGUAGAUGACUCCAAAGGGGAUGGUAAUGAAGCUGAUGGGAAAGAGGCUGAGGAAAAAAAUGUUCUGGAUGCAGUAGGAGAAGAUACUGAGAAGACAACUGGAGAUGAAACUGCUACCUCGGAGACUAAAGGCUCUGAGAAGGAAAUUGUACCCUUCGAUCAAAUGAAGGAAGAAAAGAUGAAAGAAUGGGAAAAACUGAAGAAGAGAAAGUCAUUACAAGAAGAUCUGAAGAGGAAGGAGAUAUUGCAAGAAAAGAAACGCCAAAAAGAUAUCCAUAUAAGACAAAGGAUGGAGUCGUUGAAGCUAAGCAGGGAACGGGAUAAACUUAGGCGAGAGAGGCAGAGAUUAGAAAGAGAAAGAAUUGCUGCUCAGAGACGAGAAUUUUUGCGAUUAGAACAGUUGGAGAGAGACAAGCUGGACAGGGAGAGGACAGAAAGACUACGGCUAGAACGCCUUAGGUUGGAAGAAGAAAGGGACAGAAGAGCAUUGAAGCGGAUGUUUGAACGAUCUAUUGAAGAUGAAUGGUUGGACAACAAAAGAUCUUUGAUGUCAGAUUCUUUUCAAAGAGAUCGCUACAGAGAGAUGGACUCCCGAGACCUACGCCCCACCCGAUACGAUGACACAAGACUUGAUAGGGAUGCCUUUGACAACAGGAGGGCGGAGAGAUACAACAGAAAGGACUUGGGCAGGUCAGACAUCCGGGACAGGGAAGUUUCCCGCUCUUCCCUUAGAGAUGAUAGAAAUGAAGAUAGAUUUGAUAGAUUCAGUGAUCGAAAUAGAGAAGCUGUACGAGCACGGGAUGGUGAUGUAGGCCGAUAUAGGGACGGGGAGAGAGGCCGGGACAUUGACAGACGACCUCAAAGGAAUACUUUUGACAGCAGAGGUGAAAGGAAAAUGGACAGAGGUGUAGUACCGGCCUCUCGCAAUGCCGCCCACCAAUCUAGUCACUGGGGAAGUGGGUCACAGUCUGCGUCAGGACUUUCCUCCAACAUGGGAGCUAGUACGUAUAUGACCAGUAUGCAGCAGCCGGGUAUGGUGAUGGGUGGCCAGCGAAUACUGACAGGACAGCAUGCAACUGUGCCCAUGAACACUCACAUAGGAAUGAAUCACAAUACUAGACGAUACUAGCAUCUAAAUCAUGUCGCAACAACCUCUAAAACUGUUGUUAUGUUAGUGUUGUGUACUUAUUUUCCGUACUUAACUUCAAAUGAUGAACUUGUAUUGUAAGCAAAAUAGCUCGGAUCAUGGACAAAACAGUAUGUGUUUCACUGAUUUGAUGGGCAAUUAGAUAUUGUUAUAUCUCCUUUGAAAGGUUCAUCUUAUUCUAAGGUGUCUGGCAUUCAUUUUGUUGAUAUUAUAACUGGAGAGAUUUUUGGGUUGUACAUGUAUUCCAGGGGGUUCUUGCCACAAACAUCAACAUUUUUACUACAAAUGUAUUUUUACAUUUCAACAAACAUUAUUUGCCUCUUUCCUUCAGCUGAAUAAAAGUGUACCCUAUACUCAGAAAUCAAUUAUGUACCUCCUUCUGUUUUUCAGUAGAAAUAGUGUACCAUCCUCAGACACAAUUUCUUCUUUGCUCUCUAUUAUUAGAGCUUGAAGUAGUUUAGGAAAAUGCCCUCUUACCCUCUCUUUUUGGUGCUUACUUGAAGAAGUACUCCUUAUACAGAAAACAGGUUUUCACCUUGUUGUGUUGUUGGGUAAAAUGUUUGCCUCACUAAUACUAAGUGCACAUCUUCAGAAUAAACAGUUUCCCCAUUCUUUGCUGGGUGCUAACUUUAAAUAGUAUGUAUAACUCAGAAGAACAAAUCUUUGCCUCACUCUGCUUGGUACAACUCAUAACACAUCUCUUUUGACUGCUAUGGUUGGAAACAAUUACUAAUUCAAAUAUGAUUUAUUUAAAAGGCCAAGAACUUGUAUUAUAAAAAUUAACGUAAAUGUCAAAAAAGGGAAAAAGUAGUAAAAAAUGCAUUUAGAGGCGCAGAAUAUACUACAGAGACUUGUUUUGAAAAAUUGUGUUUUAUCAUCAAACACCGUGUUUUAUAGCAUACACAAUUAUUACACCUAAUUAAUUUAUGUGGCUUGUUAGUGAAUUGUUAAAUUGUUUAUAACAUCAAAUGAACCAGUAAGUACUUGUAUGCGAGACAGAAGUAAAUAUGAGUGUAGAAUUAGUGAGAAUGAAGUAAAUAUGAGUGUAGAAUUAGUGAGAAUGAAGUAAAUCUGAGUGUAGAAUUAGUGAGAAUGGGAAUCUGAAUAAGAUGUGAUGAAAAUGAAGCCAGUAUAUUCUCUGCAUACUUUUCCUAGUUAUAGAUGGCAUAUAGUCGUUAUUCAACGAUUUAUUUAUUUAAAUUGAAAUGGGGGGGGGGGGGGGAUUGUUUUUUUUUUUGUAAAAAUACAUUGUAUCGCAUUUAAUUUUAAUAAAGGGAAAUACGAUUUGUUAAUUGCACCUGAUCUUUUAAACAUUAGUUGGAAGUACAGCAAUAGUAAUUACAAUGCCAGUUAAAUAGAUUUCAUAUUUAUAUUUAUAUUCAUAUUUAAAUUAAUUGACAAAAAGUGAGUUUUAUAUCAUUUGUGUUCUAUUUAACUGGUAUUGUUAAUUGAAUUUGUUGCUUGAGUUGUAGUUUCACGGUCAAAUAUAAAAACAAUUUUAAAUCUGUAUCCUUAAACUGCCAUGAUUGAUAGAUUGAGCACUGUAUACAGAUGUGGUGCUGAAAUACUGAAAGAGAAAGUGUUUAUACUUGUAAACUGUUUUAUGUAGUCAUUUAUUAGACAUGUUGUGUGAGAGUGGCUUUUACCAUUGUGUAUAUUAACAUGUCAUGACUUUGAUAAACUGUAAACUGAUUCAUAAUUCUUAUGACUACAGUACAUGUGUUGUGUUGAAUCUCAGAAGUUAUCAUGAAAUUCAUAAUAUGAUUCUAAAGUCCUAUCAGCAUCUACCCCUUAGUACUGGUGAACAUCGUGUAUUGAGUCUUGUAAUACAUUGUAUAUGAGAGCUUUUAUGAAACACAGUGAUAGUACUUAAACAUACAGACUUUAGCAGUACUCUAAUUCUAGCUCUUUUCAAAUUUUAAACAUCGUGCUAAUGCGUCAUGAUUGCACUAUUUUGAUGGUUUCGAAUAUAAGUUUUCUACAGCAGCAUGAACUUGCUAAUAUGUUAUCAUUCGACAAUGUGCUAAAAUUUGUGUCUGCUAAAAUAAGUACUCUUACAGUAAAUGAAAAUCUUUCGCAACAAAACUGUGUUUUUGAUUUUGUCAACUUUAAACCAUAUUGUAGUACAUGUGUAUAUAUCACAUAUUCCCAAGUGGACAUGGAUUUCUGUGUAGGCACUUUAGUUUCCUUGGUUCUUCAGAUAUGAAUAGAUUGAUCAUCGAAUGGGAUUUGAAUAUCCUAAGAUUACUUUAUGAAAGAUGGAUAUUUCCUUUAAAUAAUUUAGAGGGUUUAUAUAACAGUAUUAUUUAAGAACAGUAGAUGCAUGAAGGACAUCCAAUCAUGAUGACGAUACUGAAGUUGUAGAAGGAUUCCUUUUUAUAAAACAUUAUUUCGUACCAUUUCAAAUUUUGUGUACAUAAUCAAUAGGGUGUAUAUAACGCAAAUUGGUGUGAAUUAAACUGAAUAAAAUGGACCCGAUAACCA